Messenger RNA from Penaeus chinensis, 4727 nucleotides. RefSeq names its product solute carrier organic anion transporter family member 74D-like. The transcript has 16 exons. Gene Ontology annotation, biological process: transmembrane transport; sodium-independent organic anion transport. Gene Ontology annotation, molecular function: protein binding. The coding region runs from base 1234 to 4629 and encodes 1131 amino acids. The record is from RefSeq and is a predicted model, not a curated record. NCBI's taxonomy places the organism in Eukaryota, Metazoa, Arthropoda, Malacostraca, Decapoda, Penaeidae. Gene Ontology annotation, cellular component: membrane.
CUUAGGAACCAUAUUUGUUUAUGCACAGACACAUGCGUGCGUCCUUGUACAUGUCUGAGACAUAGGUAUGUGCGUUAUUUUCCUGUCUCCUGCUUCUGUUUUAGCACGUUUCUAGAUCCACCUGUCGCUGACUGAGAACUUUUACAUGCAUUUUUCGACGUGCGUUCUUUACAUGAAUAUGUUCACUCAUGUUCAGGACCUACUCUUGUUUUGCGUGUUUGUCUUUUGUUACGCAAGGCGACUGUCUCAAAAAAUACACACUAUACAGCCGUGCUGGUUGGACGUAUGACUACUUAUACACCUUUAUGUGAUCGUCGGAGAUUUAGUAUUUAAAGUCAUUUUCAUGCAAAUCUCUAGCACAGCGUCCACUGGCACGACGCGUGUCUGUGCUAGGCCGCUCUGCCACGCUCUGCCACUAGUGCGUUCCCUCCCCGACGUUGCCAGUUCUUUGCCCUUGCAUUUGGUAAGUAUCUUGUGUAUUUGAGGCUGGCUUAGGUUGGUCUGACUUUGCGCGUGUGAGAAGUGGGGAGUGCCGCUGGUCGCUGAAUAUGACUCGAAGAUGACCAGCUAACAUCAUACGUCAACAACAAACAAGUGCUCAUCGUUAAGAGACACGUCUGUUGCGGUAAACAGCAGUUUCGUCAGCAAUGCAAACGCAACAGUGUCAGCAAAUUGGUGUCAGCCACAGCUCUUUCAGUCAGUGCAGAGUUUUUACCAAGACGGGUUAUACCUUAUGUCUGUCUAAGCGUGGGCAAGAAUAUAUCUACGGAGGUUGAUGACACGCGCUUAGAAAUGGGAAACUUUAACCAUUGUCCUGAAAGACGCCUGCUGGCUCGUGUUCCUCGGUGUCCAGUUGUGUUGUGAGCAUCAUGGUGUACGGGCUUUGUUUCGCGAAUACGUGCAAAACAGGUAUGGACAAAAACAGACAGUGAUGUGAACUUUUGUUGGUGGCAUGCGUGUUUUGGGGAAAUCAAAUUACGGUGAAACAGUGUGUUUUUUCCCUCUCUUUCUUAGAAAUUGAAAGCGACGGGACUGAUAAAUAAUCCAUGGGCAAAAAUCUGAUUUUGGUAGACUAUAAGGAACCUGUGUAUAUAAAUCCUUUCCAUAUGAUAUUCGCCUUACCUCUUAAUCAUGGACAAAGGAAAAAAACAUUUGUAUUGCACUUAAAACUUCGGAAGAGGAAUGAUCUUAAAUGGAAAGAAAACUGAGAUGCGAUCGCUGUAGUUAGCCAUCAUGUCGAAAAGACUAAGAAUACGGUUUCGGCGGCGCGACCGGGAGGGUUACGAGGCGUCCACGAUCUUCACGAGCGCUGUGCGAUCGCUGUUCCUCCCCCUCCUGGACACCUCGGGGGAGUCCGACCAAGCGGAGCCCAAGAAGAAAGGCAGCGGCAAGAAGUCCGACGGGAAGCAACCUCCGAAAGUCUCCGAGCCCGAAGAGAAGCCUCUAGUCAAUGAUGCUGAGGAAUGCGGUGAUGCUGAGUCGCCGCGCCGCCCGUCCGCCGUCAACAUUCCCCGCAUUGACGUGCCGCAGGAGAGCGAGGAGGUCGUACCUGUGCAACUCGUUCUGCCCUCUGACGAGCAGCCCGGCUCUGGCCUUCAGCCCAUUUCGACGGAGUUUCGACAAGUCUCCCCCACGUUCCGUCGGGGCAGAUUUUCGAUUACGGAACUCGAAGUAGUGAAUAUAGACACUGAAAAACUUAGGAAAAUAAGGGCAGAAAAUGAGGGGCAAGAGCAGUCGCCGUCACCCUCUGCGAAAGAGGAUAGUAAAGAUGAUACAACUGACGACGACAGGCCUGUUCAGAGCAGCGUCGAUUCCAAAUCCGCCCGAGACAGAAAUGACAGCGGGGUGUCCUCGUCCUCAGGCUGCGACAAAACGGACUCACAGGACCAGACCAGCAAUGCAGACCUCCAACAUAGCCAGCAGGAAAGACCAGCGACGCCGCAGCCGGACACUCGAGAGAGAGAGGCCAGGAAAAGUCCGAGCCUGACGCCGGUGGACAAAGACGGCCGUAACGGGUUCUUUAUCCCGACGACGCCCACAGUCCGCCGCGGGCGUUUCAACGUGACGCAGCUCGAGAUCAGCACUUCGGAGAGCUCCUGCGAGAGGUCCGACAGGUCCCAGCCCGACGACACGUGCUAUAACAUAGACGACCUUCGGGACGACGAAAAGGAAGACGACGAGCAGACGAGCUACAGCUUCACGAAGCCCCUGAAGAGCAUCCUCAGAAGGCACUCCGAUGCCGACACCACGACGCUGGAUUCCGAGACGGCGGCGAUGCUGGCGGAGGACGCGGCGGGAGGCGCGACGGACGAUGACGCCAGGACCCCUUCCACGGAGGAGGAAGGAGAGCAAGAGAGCUCGACGCUGGCCCGCCUCCCCUUCACGCCGCGCCACCUGGACGACAUCCUGCAGCCUCCGGUGCACCUCCAGCGGAAGAAGAGCGUCCGAUUCACCGAGCCGAUGCUAGACAAGAUUUGUUUCGCGCCGACAAGAGACGAUGAGAGGAACAAAAACACGAUGAACGGAGGAAGCGACAGCACGGAGGACAGGGAGGAGGACAGGGAGGAGGAGGAGGAGGGGAGUGAGGAGGACAGAGGAGCCGAAGCGAAGCGGUUCAGUCUCGCUUCGUGGAGACCGCAGUGCCUGGAGCAACAUAUGGUAAAGAAAGAGCUCUAUGUCCUAUUGUAUAUUCUCGUGGGCUUAGUGCACGGGGCUGCUCUGACGUACACUAUUUCUGUCAUAUCUACCGUUGAAAGGAGAUUCGGAAUGAACAGCAAACUGACAGGAUCGUUGCUCGCCGGCCAUGACAUGUCGCAGGUGAUCUUCUCGCUGAUCCUGAACUACCACGGCAGGUGCAGUCACCGGCUUCGUUGGAUCGGCGUCGGGAUGGGGUUCGUGGUGGCGGCCUGCCUCUCGGCUGCCAUCCCGCACCUCCUAUACGGCUUUGGGCGAGGCGGCUUUGGGGCGGACCUGGUUGGCCUCGUGGAAAACGGCACACUAGCGAUUGCCGAGAACAUGGAAGACCUGUGUUUCUUUGUCGGCGAAGAGAACUGCGGAAGUGACGCCGCCGCAGAAGCGCUCUUGGGCACUGUCCUCCUGCUCUUCGUCUCGCAGUUCUUCAUGGGCAUCGCCGUCACAGUCUUCUACACCGUGGGAGUCACGUUCUUGGACCACAACAUUGACAGGAGAACGUUUCCGCUCUAUUACGGCGUGACACUGAUGCUGAGGGUCCUGGGGCCCGUGCUGGGCUACCUGCUCGGCUCCCUCUUCCUCAAGUCGUGGGUCGACCCGGCCAAGGCAGCGAGUCCCGCCUACAAGAACUCGGAGUUUCUCGACGUUUGGUGGACCGGGUCCCUGUGCAUCUUGUGUGGUCUCACGGUCUCUGGAAGUCUGUCGUUCCUUUUCCCUCGCCAUGUUCCCGAGUCGUUCAGAAGGAGAAUGAAGAAGAUCCUAGCGAAGGAGGAAGUCGAGGAGGCGAGUCCUGCGGAGUCGAAGGCGAAGGAAUCUCAGAUCAGACGGACUCUGAAAGAAGCCUGGGAGUCAGCCAGGCGAAUUUUCACCAACAAGAUCUGGGUGUUAAACCUCUUCAGUACAACCCUUUUUGCCCUUGCCGUGUCCGGGUACUGGAGCCUGAGGCCGAAGUACCUCGAGAGCCAGUUCAGAAAGCGGCCGAUGGACGCCAACUUUUAUAUAGGUCUCUCGAGCCUCCUUUCGCCCAUGUUCGGGAUGGGUCUGAGCGGCGUCAUCCUGCUGUGGAUGCGGCCGAAGAUGAAGGUCCUGAUGGGAUACAGCGUCUUCUUUACGCUCUGUGGCGGCGCUGCGUAUAUCGGCCUCAUCUUCGCCGGCUGUCCGAAGCUCGACAUUGUUGGUCCCGUUGCAGGGUCUCUGACGCCUCCGUGUUCAGCUGACUGCGGGUGUUCAGGCAGGUUCUCUCCAAUGUGUUCUGAAGACCAGAUAACACUGUUUUAUUCGCCCUGUUAUGCCGGCUGUACCUUGGCCAACACCUCUGCAAACCCCACUAUAUACUACGGCUGCAGCUGUAUUGAGUCUUCGAAUGGACCCUCUCGGCCUUCUCCAGACCAGGAAGCCUCUUAUACAACUUCAGGUUUGGAGGGCCAAAUGGCGCUGAACCAAGGAGGCCAGGGGACGCCGGGAUACUGCCCUGAGACCUGCGCGGCCUUCUUCAACUACAUCGUGCUGCUGAUCCUUACGCAGUGUGUGUAUCCGAGCGCCAGAGUGAGCAAUGUGAUGAUUCUGUUAAGGUCAGUGCCAGACGAAGACCAGGUCAUGGCGCUGAGCAUCCUGACAGUCUUCGUCAGCGUGUUCGCCUUCGCCCCGGCCCCCGCCAUCGUGUCCGCUAUUGUGGAUUCGGCGUGCCUCGUCUGGGACACGUCCUGCGGCGCGACCGGCGAGUGUAGUCUCUACGACUCGACCAAGUUCAGAACCAUCUUCCAUCUCAUUCCUGCGGUGUUCGUGUUCAUAUGUGUGCUGUGCGACGUCGUGGUGUUCUGUUACAGCCGGAACUCGGAGCUCCUAGACGAGUGCCGCGAAGACCUGCAGAAGAGGCGGGGCUGCUCCGAGGAAGACAAGCCUCUUCGCUCUGCGGCUUACGACGAGGCCAAAGUCUGAGCGUAACCUCGACAAAUGUAGUAUAAUCUGUUUGAUUCAGGCAUAUAUUUAUUUAUCAGAGUAUCUGGUAUCUUUUAGUAAUAAAGGUGUUACUUAAA